AUGGAAAAUGAGAUCAAUAAUUAAGAUUAAUAAUAACAAUAAUUUCCAGAUGAUGAAAGUAUAAAACCAUAAAAUUUAUUUACUAACCAUCUUAUCUCAUCUAAUAGAAGAAGUUACACAAAUUUUUCUUAAUCUCAACUUAUUUAGUCAAAUCUCUCUUAAUUAUUAGAAAAAGUUUUAAUUCAUAUUUUAUCUGAAUAACUAAUAGAAAUGGGUUCUUUCAUAAAUGUAGACAAAUGUGAAUUGGAAUUAUUUUGCUCAAAACUUUCUAUAUAACCACUUAAAGAUUUUAUUUAAAAUUAAGAUGACUCUAAGCUACAUCAUUAGUAAUUAUAGCAUUAUCAAAAUUAUGAAAAAGACUUAGAAACAAUCAAAGCUCAAAUUGAUCCCAAAAAAUUACGUAUGUUGAUUUUUUAAUGCAACAAGCUGGUUGUAACUUACAAAUCCAUCUAAUUAUUGAUUAACAAAUUUAAAGUUCAGAUUUAUGCUAAUUCUAUUGAUGGAGAAUUAAGCAGGUUACAGUGUUACAAUUUGUUUGAGAAAAUUCAAUUAGAACUUUUUCAUAUUUAGAAAUAUCACGAAAUUAUCAAAUAAAGAUUGGCAGAGAAAAAUGAAAUUGGAUAAUUUUUAAAUUAUCCUAUAAAAGAUGUGUAUAAAUAAGAAAUUAAACGUUAAUUUUGUUAAUUAUUUAUCUAAAAAGAUUAAUAAUUAUAAGCGUAAAAAUAAAGGACAGAAAUUUAACCAACAUUAACAAUAAAUAAAAAAUUGCCAAGUCAUCGUCAAUCUACUCUUACUUUAUUAAAACCUACAAAGCAUGCUUAAUCUAUUUCAAAUGAAAAUAGGUUAAGUGAAGAAAUUUCAAUAAAAAGCAAAAUUACUUAGCAUUUUUCUUCAAUUGACAAAAGAGCAAAUGAUACAAUGUCCUAAAAAUAAUUGUAGUUAUUGUAAAAAUAUAAAACUAAAUUUUCCACAACAUUUUAUGACUCCUUUACUAUGAAGUUAAUCGAAAAUAUUUAUUUGUCUAUUUAAACUAAUUUUCUAAUAAAUAAUAUAGAAGAAGUAUUUGAAAAUUAUAAAAAUCUCAUAAAUCUAUAGCCAUUAUAGUAAAUUAUGAGAUUACUCAAAACUCAAACAUGUAUUAAUAUAUUUGAGCAAAUUAUCAACAAUAAAUCCCUGUAGCUUAAUGAUGAAUUAUGUAGCAAAGAUCUAAAGGCUAAAUGCAAAUAAGAUUUGAAAAUACUUUCUGAUAUUUUUACAUAAGAAUAACUUAUAAAAUUACAUCAAAAUAUAUAUCAUUUAAAUUAAAUGAUGAGCACAUAUUUAAAUUAAUUAGAUAACAUAAUCCAUCAAAUACUAGAUGACAAUAAGAACGCAAUAAAUUUUGAUGUAAUAUAAAUACAAGCAGGUGUUUAUCAGUUAAUGGAAGAUGUAAGUUCUAAAAUUUAUGGUUAAACUUUAUUAAUGUUAAAAUAUAUUCAAAACAAUAGCAUUGUUUUAUUAUAAUCUUUAUCAAACUUCUUAUCAAAAACUAAUUUUUUAGAGCAACAUGUGCUUCUCUAUCCAUUUUAGUAGUUGGCAUCAGCAAUUAAUAAAACUAUAAAUUAAGUCAUGCACUAAGCUUAAAAUGAAAUAGUAAGUAAUCUAUUAUUUGAAACAUAUAUUUGCAUACUUUCUAAGCAUAUGAUUGAUAGAAGAUAAUAAUAUGCUGAGUAGCUUAAUUCUUAGAGUAAACAAAUUAUGUUGCAAAUUUCUUAAAUUAUUUAAGGAAAACAAUUAAAAUAGUAGAUUCAAUCAUAUUCAUAAUCGAAAGUUAUGUUAUUUGAUCUGAAUGAAAUUUAAUAAUCCAUUGAAUGGUUAUUCGAUUAACAUAUUCUCAAAAAAUAAAUUAAUAGAACUAUUGAUUCAAUUGAAGAAUUUUCUUUCUUUAUUUCAUAAAUUAUUUCUUAAAUAAAAGCCCUUUUUGAAGAAGAAUUUUUUAAUGAAAACAUCAAAUAUAAUAGAAUCGCUUCUUAAUUGUAGCUUUUUGAAAAUUAUGUGAAAUAAGAAAUACUUAAAAAACCAUCUGAAUAGCAGUUGAAAAUUUAAUGGUCGAACAAAAUCUUUAGACUUUUUCAUAAAAUUAAUAAUGAAUAUUUACCUUCAUCAAGGGCAACUACUCGAAGGAAAUAAACAACUGAACCAAAAUCUAUGGAAAAUCAAACUUCACUAUAGAGCCCAAUGCCAUCUUAAUAACAAUCAAAACUCACAUUUUUUAAGCAGAGUAUUUAUGUGAAAGGAAAUAGAACCCAUAUUCAAUAAACUGAAAGGUUAACAUAAUCCACUGUAAAGUUUAAAGAUUAUAAAGAUUUAGAAAAAAAAUUAAGUUGA
This is a messenger RNA of Paramecium sonneborni, 2367 nucleotides long. The record is from the annotation of a GenBank genome assembly. NCBI's taxonomy places the organism in Eukaryota, Ciliophora, Oligohymenophorea, Peniculida, Parameciidae.